Molecule: messenger RNA, 1428 nt
Organism: Adineta ricciae
Lineage: Eukaryota; Metazoa; Rotifera; Eurotatoria; Adinetida; Adinetidae
Source: the annotation of a GenBank genome assembly
AUGCCACUUGCUGCGCGAUCACUCACUCGUCUCAUCAAUUCAACAGUUCGAACAAAUCAUUUAGUUGGUUUACAAUCGAAAUGCUUUUCUUCGACACAAGCAACCGAUCUAAAAGAAGUUUUACGGGAUCUUAUUCCAAAAGAACAAAAACGCGUGGCUGAAUUCAAAGCUAAACACAAAGAUACACCAAUCGGACAAGUCACCGUCGAUAUGAUCUAUGGUGGUAUGCGUGGUAUCAAAGGUCUUGUUUACGAAACAUCAGUCUUAGAUGCAAACGAAGGUAUUCGCUUUCGCGGCAAAACAAUCCCAGAAUGUCAAGCUGAAUUACCAAAGGCCAAGGGUGGCGAAGAACCAUUGCCCGAAGGUCUCUUCUGGCUUUUAGUUACAUCACAAGUACCAACUCAACAGCAAGUCGAAUGGGUAACGCGUGAAUGGAAUAAUCGCGCUGAUAUUCCUCAACAUGUUGUGACCAUGUUGAACAAUUUCCCAGCACAACUGCAUCCUAUGACACAAUUUAGUGCUGCUAUCAACGUACUUAAUUUGGGUUCCAAAUUUGCCAAAGCUUACUCAGAAAACGUACCGAAAGCUAAAUAUUGGGAGUAUAUCUACGAAGAUUCAAUGGAUUUAAUUGCCAAAUUGCCAACAAUUGCUGCAAUUAUCUAUCGAAAUCUUUACCGUGACGGAACAGCUGUUGGUGCUAUCGAUUCGAAAAAAGAUUGGUCAUGGAACUUCGCAACUAUGUUAGGCUAUGAUAACAAGCAAUUCGUUGAAUUACUUCGACUCUACUUAACUAUUCAUAGUGACCAUGAAGGUGGCAACGUUAGCGCACAUACGAGUCAUUUAGUUGGCAGCGCCCUCUCCGAUCCAUACUUGUCAGUUGCCGCUGCUAUGAAUGGCCUUGCCGGUCCACUUCAUGGCCUUGCCAAUCAAGAAGUAUUGAUUUGGAUCACUAAACUAGUAGAGAAGAUCGGUGAAACACCUUCAGACGAACAAAUCACCAAAUAUGUUCAUGAUACAUUGAAAACAAGUGUCGUGCCCGGUUUCGGACAUGCUGUCUUACGUAAAACAGAUCCACGUUACACAUGUCAACGAGACUUUGCACUCAAACAUUUACCCAACGACAAUAUGUUCAAGAUUGUUUCACAACUUUAUACAGUUGUACCAAAAGUUCUUGGCGAACUUGGUAAAGUUAAGAAUCCUUGGCCAAAUGUUGAUGCACACUCUGGUGUACUCCUUCAACACUACGGAAUGAAGGAGAUGAAUUACUACACUGUUUUAUUCGGUGUUUCACGUGCACUCGGCGUUCUCGCCCAAAUGAUCUGGUCACGAGCAUUAGGAUUUCCUUUAGAACGUCCAAAAUCAUUAUCCACUGAUGGCCUCAUGGCUUUGGUUGCUAGUCAACAGAAAGCAGCUACAAAGGCCGCUUAA